Molecule: messenger RNA, 1881 nt
Organism: Penicillium alfredii
Lineage: Eukaryota; Fungi; Ascomycota; Eurotiomycetes; Eurotiales; Aspergillaceae
Product: putative PHD finger domain protein (Ing1)
Exons: 4
Coding region: 1-1881 (626 amino acids)
Biological process (GO): regulation of DNA-templated transcription
Cellular component (GO): Rpd3L-Expanded complex; nucleus; Rpd3L complex
Source: RefSeq, a predicted model, not a curated record
AUGUCCGCCGUCUCGUCCGUCCUCCAGCCCCAGGGCACGGGAAUUCGCCAAUCAUCCCGGCAGACGCGGACGAACCCGUCUCGCACCUCCAAGACCAUCGGCCGGUCCUCGUUCGCGUUCGGUCGAGACUCGACGGCUGUGAUUCCUGCGUCGCCCCCUAUCCCGCACGGGUUCUACCCGGCUCUCACGCAUUUCACCGACUCUGUCACGGCGCUGCCGCGCGAGUUUCGGCGCCAUAAUUCUUUGCUGAAGGAGGUCGACGCGAAGGCUUGGGCUCUUGAAGAAAAUUUGCUGCAGCUUCUUCAGUACGCCUCUGAGUCGGGACCUGUCCCUCACCCACCUCACCCGGCGCCCAUUGCUGGGGGUGUUGUGCGCGAGGAUGUUUUGCCCAAGGAGCUCUCCCAGCCCCUCGAAUUGCCCGAGAGUAAAAGCCGUCGGCUUCUUUUCGACCGCGUGCGACAGAAUCUUUCCGAUCUGAUGAUGACAGCAGACGAGAAGAACCAUGUGAUUUCCAACGCGAACGAGGAGCUGGAUCGGCAAGUUCUCCGGCUGGAUACUGUGUUUCCAUACAUCGCGGGCGAGAUCAGUGAGGAGGCCCGUCUGGGUAGUCUGACUCACUGGGCCUACUCGAACAAGAGCACGGCCAAGGCGGCGACCAACGAGCGGCCGCGUCGGGAAGCCGUGUCGCACAGGCAGGAUCUGGCGCAUGCGCUCCACGAAGCCGAAGCUGCCAGUCGCAGUGAGGCGCGGCGUGAGGCUGUCUUGGCUCGGAAACAACGUCGGACGCAUGUCGACGCAGACUAUGAAGAAGGGCGAGGCUCGGGUGCCCGCAAGACCAAUGCGAGCAAGUCUCGUGGUGGUGACCACGCUGCAGCUGAUCAAAGCGCCGCAGCCAAACGUCGCAAGGUCGAGCGCCCGCUGGCGGUGGACGCGGCUACACCAAUGGAACGAACUACCAGCGGCGCGGGGAGCCAGCGGGUCGCAUCCAAGGAUGCCGUGGAGAAGAAACGGUCCCGCGCUCCCAAUUCCGGCGCCGCCGCGGCGCGCAAGAAGACCAACGCCAAUUCCAACGCUACAUCGCCCGUUAUGGCGCCGUCGCCCCUGGUUGGAUCUUUCAACCCUCCACGGAGUGCUGCCAGUCCGGGGCCCAAUUCCUCUCGGCCGCAGUCAUCUCGCACCCAGCCAAACUCUGCACAGAACAACAACUCUCGGCAGCGGCCAUCAUCCUCGGCCUCCAACCGCAUUGGUCAACCCACAACCAGUAUGUCGACUUUCCCCGUCGCUCACAUCAAUUCUGACCUUUUUGCCUACCCAGUCAAACCCUCAGAACCCAAAUCCACUCCCCGGGACGGUCCCGUCAAAAACGAACUCGGCCACGCCGAUGUACACCGCGGCGAUUUCGAAGGCGAGCUUCCUUCGCGAGCAUCGGCCGCAGCGGGCUCCAAACGCGAGGAUCUGGACGCGCGACCCGCCGACUCGGUCGAUGCCGAAACAUCCAAGGGCCGCACCUCUAAGACUUCGACCCCCGUGCUCUCCACCUUGGCCGAGAACACCCAGCCACGUUCCCGUCCCACGCGAAGCACCGACCCUGCGCCCGCCAAGCGCUCUCACAAGAAGGGUGCUGUCCCCGCACAGCCUGCCAUACCCUCCGACGAAGAAUCUCUGCACGAGGGUGACGACGAAGACGAGGAGGGCGAGCCGCGGUACUGCUACUGCAACGAGAUCAGCUUCGGCGAGAUGGUCGCAUGCGAUAAUGAUGCUUGUCCGCGCGAGUGGUUCCAUCUGUCGUGCGUGGGGCUGACGAAACCGCCUGGCAAGAAUGUCAAGUGGUACUGCAACGAGUGUAAGGAGAACAUGAGACGGAGUCGCAAUGGACGGUAG